Molecule: messenger RNA, 4186 nt
Organism: Zootermopsis nevadensis
Lineage: Eukaryota; Metazoa; Arthropoda; Insecta; Blattodea; Termopsidae
Source: RefSeq, a predicted model, not a curated record
AGUUAAUUUGUGUUUACAGCUGAGGAAUGGAAGAUCCCGGGCCUCUCCGAUGUUGGGACAGGGCAGAUACUGUGGUACAGAAGCUCCAACAAAUAUUCCUGAAACUACAGGAAAUGAACUAAGUGUUACAUUUGUUGGCUUAUCAGCAGCAGCUAUCUUCAAGUUGGUUUACCGAGAAGUGUCAGUGGCUUGUGGAGGUCACACGGUACUCUCUGCACAAAACAGCUCAGUUGUGAUUAUGUCACCGCACUUCCCAAGCGCCCCACCACCACACACCGAGUGUGAAUGGAUCAUAAUGGCUCCUGCAGGCGAGAAGUUACAUUUGGAAUUUGUGGAACGGUUUGAUGUCACCACUUCACUGGAUUGUCAACAAGCAUUUGUGGAACUGCGUGAUGGAGCAACUGUCAACUCGGAACUCAUCAAUAAAUUUUGCAAUGGAAUUCCAAGCUCCCAGUACUCAACAGGCAACAUGCUAUAUGUCCGUUUCUUCACAGACGUCCAGUACCCAAAGAAUGGAUUCAAAGCCGUUGUCACAAUUGCAACUUGUGGAGGCACGAUUAGGGGUUACACAGGCCGUGUCAUAUUGCCAACAUACCCAGGGCAGUAUCCCAACAACUUGAACUGUACGUGGCGACUCAUCGGUCCACCAGACCACUACUUGAUCCUUUGGUUUGAUGAUCUCAGCAUGCAGUACUCCUAUAACUGCAGCAUCGGUGACUACGUGGCAGUAACAGAACAGAUUCCCUUCAAUGGCUCAGUGAAUGAGCUUGUCAGAUUCUGUAGCUCCUAUGAACAUAGUAGCCAAAUUUUCAACAGUACGGACAAUGAGGUAGCAGUGCUGUUCCACUCAGAUGAUCGCUCUAACAGCUAUGAAGUGAAUCGAGGAUUUUCCCUGAGGUUCAACACCAGUCAGAAUGUGUGUGGAGGUUUAUUGGAGGGUCCCAGUGGGGUAUUUGAGAGUCCAGGGUACCCCUCAACUCGGGGUUACCGGCGCAUCUGUAGGUGGGAAAUAGUCGUACCCAUCGGGCGCAGAGUCAGCGUGGAGCUGCUGGACUUUGAUCUGGAUUCCUCAGUGGAGGCACACAAACAUCGAAUUAUUUUCUUCGAUGGUCUGAAAUAUUCCCUCUAUCUCAAGACAUUUUAUGCAUCCAGUGUACCAGAGAUUGUGAGAUCCACAAGCAACCGUAUGCUCAUCAUUUUUGUGUCAUUUUACAAUGUGGGACACCGUGGUUUCAGAGCACGAUACACGUCAGACGAACUCUCACCAUGUAUUGGUGACCUUAGUGGAGACAGUGGUUAUGUCUAUCCUCCUGCCAGAUCCUUGAAUCUGACUUCCUUUCAUUGUGAAUGGGAGAGAAGUGUUCAAACGGAUGUGCGUAAGACCAUUGCCUUCACGCUGCUUAAUGGUACAAUUAGCUCUACAGAACAUCAGACCUGCUACCAUCAUUGGAACAGCGUCUGGUUUGCCACAGGAAGUGGCAUGCUUCUGGGACAGUUCUGUGGUAACUACACAAAACCUUCAAGGAUACUCAGCCCCUUCAUGAAUGUGGUCAUGAAGGCAACUCAGAGUCCUAGUGGCAGAGUGGACUUUGUAUUGCAUUAUUCCACAUUCAACUGUGGAGGCCCAGUUUCUGGUCCUCUAGAUGUGCUGAAAAGUCCAGUGGCAUCCAAUGGGAAUUACCCCCCAAACACUGCAUGUGUGUGGGCUGUUACGCACCCCGAAGGCUCUGUUAUAAAUAUAACAUUCAUCUCCAUGAGACUAGAGAGUAACUGCAACCACGAUUACGUGCUUAUUCGGAAUGGACCAUAUCCGUCUUCUCCACUGAUAAACACAUACUGCGGCAACAAUCUCCCAUUGCCCAUUCUCUCAGAGUCCAGUGGUUUGUGGAUUGAGUUCCACUCCGAUGAUUCCAAAGAGGAUGAGGGAUUCGAACUGAAACUUGAAUCUGUCUUUGAAGGUUGUGGAGGGCUAUUACAAACCAAAGGCAACAUGUUUUCUACCCCAAAUUAUCCAGGGAAGUAUCCACCAAAUUCAGAGUGCACUUGGGACAUACGAGUGAAGGAGGGAUAUAUUAUCACUCUAAGCUUCUUGGAGCGCUUUGAUAUAGAACAGUCAAAUGACUGCUCUGAGGACUUUGUGGAGGUGUUUGAUUACGUGGACAGUGAGUGGGUGUCCCUCCAAAAACUUUGUGGUCGGAAUCUGCCUUCCAGAAUGAAAUCGACAGGAUCGCAGAUGCAGGUGCUAUUCCGUAGCAAUCCAGGAGGCAGUAACAGUGGUUUUAAGGCAACAUUUGAUAUUAACUGCGGUGCUGUAAUUGCCAACAAGAGCAGUGGACACAUCGUGUCCCCUGGUUUUCCCAUGCAGUAUGAUGCCAAUCUUAAGUGCAACUAUACCAUCUUGGCUCCAGGCAGAUACAUCAAGUUGGAGUUCAUCUCAUUCAGUUUGGAAGGGUCUGACAGAUGCUACUAUGACUGGGUAAAGAUUUUCCAGAAGCUCCGCUGGUCAGACUCACUGGAAGAGAUUGGCAAAUAUUGUGGGUCCGCCAUCCCACCACCUAGACGGAUCAAGAACAUGGCUUUGAUUUCCUUCAAGUCUGAUUCUGAGUAUCAAGCCCAGGGUUUCCAGCUCAGAUAUGAAAUUGACACCUGUGGUGGGCAGGUGACGAGGCCUGGCAUCAUCGAGACUCCUAACUUCGCGGGGCAGUACUCUGAAGAAGCAAACUGUACAUGGAACAUCACAGCACCUCCUAACCAUGUCAUAUUACUCAGAUUCUCCAAGUUUGUUGUGGAGUUCAGUGACCGGUGCCACUAUGACUUUGUGAGAGUGUUUGAUGGGGACAGCAUGAACAGUACAUUUUUGCUGGCACAGCUGUGCGGUAACCAUAGCAAGUCACCACCUAUCCUGCACUCUACUGGCAAUAAGAUGCUGGUCCAGUUCCUGUCUGACCACUCACGAAGCUACCCAGGUUUUACAGCAGCGGUUAUCUUUCAGACAGCUUGUGGUGGCACUAUCGAAGUCAGCAACAGAGCCAGCACUCUGAGGCCUGUUGUCACGACAGAAUCAUUCAUAUCCUGUGGGUGGUUGGUACUUGGAGACCGUGGCGAACAGAUCCAGCUGUCUGUGACAUCUCUCAAUCUUACACCAUGCACCAGUCUUGGAAAUAAUUUCACCACUGCUACAAACUGUUCAUGUUCUUACUUUGAGGUCCGUGAUGGUCCUGGUCCACUGUCAGAGUUGAUUAAAAGUUUCUGUGGUAACUCGCCCCCUCCUACCAUCACAUCGUCCUCCAAUCAGAUGUGGAUAACCUUUGUGUCCGAGAAUGGAGUCACAGCAAACACAUUCAGUGCCAUCGUCAGUGGUGUUCCUUCAGUGUGCGGGUCACCAAUACGGAACGUGACCAACGUGCUGCAGGAUCUGACAUCUCCAGGCUACCCGUCAAAUUACCCUCCCAAUGUAAGAUGUCGUUGGAUCCUCACCAGUGACCAGUAUCAGCGAUUUGAUCUACACUUUGCUGAUCUAGACAUUGAAGCCAGUUACAAUUGUAAUGCCGAUUAUUUGACAAUAGAGGACAUCUCCUCUUCGCAUAGUCGUUAUGUGAUAACAGAGGGACUCGGCCAGAAUCUCAUCUUUAAUGGUGGAUCACCGAACAACUACCACACAUUUUACAGAGGCACCCACUAUCCACUGACCAAGGCAACAUUCUGUGGGCAUGGGCUGCCUAUCGACUACUACUCUGAGCAAAAUACUGUUCAGUUGUCAUUCCAAAGCAAUUCAGGAGUGGAAGGCAAGGGCUUCAAGUUACGCUAUGCAUUUCAAGGCUGCAACAGGAAUUACACAGGGGUACAGGGACGCAUCUAUAUGGACCAGGUGUCUGCAGAGUGUACUCUGAUGAUUCGCGCACCAGACAACUCUACCAUUGCACUCUAUUUCAUGAGUUUCCAUCAACAAAGAAGCGAACAGUGCCUGGAAUCUUCUCUUGAGGUACGAGAUGGCGCCACUCGACAAUCACCUCCGCUGGCUCGUCUUUGUGGCUAUGAGUUGCCAAAUCCCAUCUUCUCAACAGGAAAUGCUCUGUUGCUGCUACUGUCUGCGGACUCGUUAAAUUACGACCAUCUGGAUAUUACAUACACAACCACUGAUCAAGGUAUUUCCAUAAGUUUGCAUAAGUAGUUCACUCUCAGUGAG